Messenger RNA from Setaria italica (foxtail millet), 1536 nucleotides. RefSeq names its product plastidial lipoyltransferase 2. Gene Ontology annotation, biological process: protein lipoylation. The record is from RefSeq and is a predicted model, not a curated record. The transcript has 5 exons. Gene Ontology annotation, molecular function: lipoyl(octanoyl) transferase activity. The coding region runs from base 112 to 1020 and encodes 302 amino acids. Lineage: Eukaryota; Viridiplantae; Streptophyta; Magnoliopsida; Poales; Poaceae. Gene Ontology annotation, cellular component: mitochondrion.
CCUCCGCCGCCACCGCGCGCCGGCGAACAGGGAGCAUAAAAGUGGAGGGCUCCAACUCCGCCUUCCCACGUGCUUCCCAACGCCACGCGCGCGACGAGUGCGGCGCCAGCCAUGGCCCUCCUGCCGUCGUCGUACUCCUCCUGCCACCACCGCGCCUCGCCCUUCGCGCCGGCAACCCCCUGCUCGGCGCAGUCGCGCCCCCGGAAGGGAACGCUGCGGCUCGCGGCUGCCGGCGCUCGCUCCGGCCCUACCGCCGCGCCUAGGCGGGCCCGCCCCGCCGCGGUCGAAAGGAGGAGGUGCGAGUGCUUCGACCUGCAUCAGCAGCUCGUUCCUUAUGCGGAGGCUUACGCUUGGCAGAAGGCUAUUAUUAAGAGGAGGAUAGGGUUGCUAGACAGAGGCGAAGACCACUCGGACACCUUGAUUGCUUUACAGCAUCCACCUGUUUAUACGUUGGGCUCCGUCAGCAAGGAGGAGUACCUCCAUUUCAAAAAGGAAGAUGCUCCUUUUGAGGUUCAUAAGAUCAAUCGUGGUGGGGAAGUGACGUAUCAUGGCCCUGGACAGCUUGUUAUGUACCCAAUUAUCAAUCUGAAAUACCACAAAGAGGAUGUUCAUUGGUACUUUAGGUCACUCGAAGAACUGAUCAUCCGCGCACUGAAAUCAGCAUUCUCUAUCAAGGCAUCAAGGGUAGAAGGCCUUACUGGUGUUUGGGUUGGAGAUCAGAAAGUUGCAGCGCUAGGGAUUCAUGGCUCCCGUAUGAUAGUUUAUCAUGGCCUCGCGCUGAACGUCACAACUGACUUGACCCCAUUCCAAAUGAUUGAUCCCUGUGGCAUAAAGGACCGGGGCGUUGGUAGCAUUAAGCAGAUAUUACAGGAGGCAUCUCACGGAACAGAAAUUGAUGACACAUUACUGAUGGAUAUGGCAUAUAAUUCUAUGAUCAAAGAGUUUGCUGAACUUUUUCAACUCGAUUUAGACACCAGCCUUGAUUGCAGCUUUCAGGAGAUUAGCAAGUUGCACCGCUAGGGAUUCGUGGCACCCGUAUGAUAGUUUAGCAUGGUCUAGCACUAAAUGUCACGACUGACUUAACCCCCAUCAAACUGAUAGAUCCCUGCGGCAUAAAGGAUCGUGGUGUUGGGAGCAUUAAGGUGAUGCUACAAAAGGAAUCCGAUGGAAGGGGAAGGGAAACUGACGAUAUAUUGCUGAUGGAUACAGCAACAGUUUAGGCAUCAGCCCUCGUUGCAGUUUUCAUUGAGAUAACAAUCUCAUUCUCAACCUACUGCAUGAUGUUUUAUUUGGAGGCUGCAUGUGCUGCAGCCAUUCGAAAUGAAUUUUGCCGUAUUUGCUGCAGUCCAGUCUGUAUAGCAGCAGCACAUCCACCUUUCAGGUACAGGAGGUUUCUGGAUUGGAUUUAUUCGGCGUCUCUCUUGAUGAUCUUCAGUGUUUAUAGCAUCAUGUAGUGCUCUUUUCUUGUAAAGAACAGUGUAUUUACCAAUUCUUCCAUACGAGUAUACGACCCGGCGCUAAUAUCCCAAUUCCCAA